GAGAGCGCGAGGCUGGAGGACGAGAGGCGGGUGGCGGAGGAGCCAGGGUCCUCCUCGUCGGCCGCGGCGGCGCCGGCUACGAGGGAGGAGGAGCCGCCGGACGACUUCAUCUGCCCGAUCACGACCGAGGUGAUGAUCGACCCGGUGAUGGCGGCCGACGGGCAUGCGUACGAGCGGACGGCGAUCGAGCGCUGGCUCGCGACCAAGUCGACCAGCCCGAUGACGGGCGAAGCGCUUGAGCACACCUUCCUUUCCCCGAGCCACAUGGUGCGCCGACAGAUUCGAGAGUGGCAGCAGGCGCAUCCGGGAGGGUAG
Messenger RNA from Emiliania huxleyi CCMP1516, 315 nucleotides. RefSeq lists its product as hypothetical. The record is from RefSeq and is a predicted model, not a curated record. Gene Ontology annotation, molecular function: ubiquitin-protein transferase activity. The annotation marks the transcript as partial. The transcript has a single exon. Gene Ontology annotation, biological process: protein ubiquitination. Lineage: Eukaryota; Haptophyta; Isochrysidales; Noelaerhabdaceae.